This is a messenger RNA of Meloidogyne enterolobii, 593 nucleotides long. The record is from the annotation of a GenBank genome assembly. NCBI's taxonomy places the organism in Eukaryota, Metazoa, Nematoda, Chromadorea, Rhabditida, Meloidogynidae.
UUAUGACUUUAACAAGUUCAGCAGCACAAUAUGGAAUUCUUGUUUCGAUUGCUUCAAAAAAUCGUGUAGUUCCAUAUGAUUUGUUAAUGACUUCGCUUGGAAUUGGAAAUGAGAGAGGACUUGAAGAUUUUAUUAUUCAAGCUAUUUAUCAAGGAAUUAUUAAAGGAAAACUUAACGCAGUUAAUCAUUGUUUGGAAGUAAUUGAUUGGAGAGCUUCUUGUGUUGAGAAUCUUGAUAUGGAUUUUAUGACUCAAACAUUGGAGGAAUGGAGUAAGCGUUGUGGGGAUUUUGUGAAUUUGUUGUCUGGACAUGUUGAUGGUGCUAACAAAUUUGUGGCAGAAUUUAAUGCUAACGAGAAACGUAUUACCGAUGAAGUGGAGAACAUUAAACAAUUAUUUACUUGUGCUGAUGAUUCUACUGUUCAACGCAAAUUUUGGAGUGGAGUUGAAGGUCCAAAAUCAGCUCAAAAACCGGAAACUAAGCGUUUCAAAAGUGGCGGACCGAAGCUGAGACGUGGCGGAAAGCCUGAUAAUUAAAAUAAAGGGACAUAACAGCAAUUGAUUUAUUUCAAUUUUUUGUUUUGCUUUUUUUAA